Molecule: messenger RNA, 1269 nt
Organism: Closterium sp. Yama58-4
Lineage: Eukaryota; Viridiplantae; Streptophyta; Zygnematophyceae; Desmidiales; Closteriaceae
Source: the annotation of a GenBank genome assembly
AUGGAGCUCUCAGAGGAACUCGUUAUUCCAGGCACCAGCGCGAAAGAAUCGGGAGAAGCGAAGCCUGCCGCUUCAUCCGCGGCCGCUCCCUCUUCUCCUCCGCCGUCCGCGAAAGGCAUCGUCGCGUCGCUAGUGCACGCAUUCGAGGUCCACACGCAACAUCAACAUCAACACCUGGAUCUCGCAUUUCAAUCUGCCCCUCACGGGUCCGGUGAUGGCGGCGACGAGCCUGUUCAGGAGCGACACCGCCGGCGAGAUCCAAUAUGUCGCGAAUUCGAGGACCAGCCGUUCCCGAAGCGCGCGAAGCUGGGCGACGUGGAUGAAGGUUUCGCCGAACGUGCUGCUGCUGCUGCCGAGCGUAUAUCUCCACCAUCGCAUGUUGCUGCCGACGGCCCUAAAAAUUCGUCCCCAACGCAUAUUCCUGAUGAGGGACCUCGACUUGCGUCUCCACGGAAGGCUGACACUGACGCGCUAGCAAUUAAUCCAAGCUCGUUACACGACGAGCCGGCUCCUCAUGGUAGUGCGGAAGGUGCAUCUGUCGCGAACAACGAUGGACUUCGUAUUACCGCGAAUGGCGCGAGUGGUGCGAUUCGUGAUGCUGCUGCUAGUGAUGCGUCCGCUGCGGGGGGGAUCGACGAGCUGUGGCGGAAGGCGGAGCUGCGCGCGGUGACUGCGGAGGUGGCGGAAAGCGAGGCGCGGGUGAAAGCGCUGGAGGCGGAGCGGGAUGCGCUAGAAUUGAGGGUUGCACGCGUCAGUGAGAGAUGCAAGAAGGCAGAGGCGUCAGUUCAAGAAGCCACGUCAGCGGUGCAUUUGGCGCAGCAUGCGCAGUACUCUUUGCGUGCGGCAGAAUGGGCGGCAGUAGUGGGAGUGAGAGAGGGAGCUGCGGCAGCAGAGGAAGGGAGAAGGAGGCUGAACCAGCUGCUGAUGCUGGCAGGAUCUGAAUCAGGGCACGGGGAUGAGACAACCAAGAGUAUCACACUUGGUAGUAUGCUGCUGCUGCAAGGCUCGCAGGAAGCAUCAGGGAUGCGCGAUAAGAAGGAGCUUGCAGCACAUGGCUUGCUGCAGGCGGGGCAGCAGCAAGAUGCGAUUGAUCAAGGUGCGGCCUUGGGUCCUGUGGAGGAGCAUGUGCAUGUUUCACUCCACCGUCUCCCUCCCUCAUUCUCCCGCAUUCCCCUUCUCCUCUCUCGUCCUCUCCCUCCUCUUGCCAUGCCCAGCUGGCAGCAAAGGAUUUCUCUGCGGUAUCCUUUACCGUGGCAGAUCGUGGUGUAG